GAACUUUGACAACUUCUUUCCAUCACAAUCCUGGGCAAACAAACAACCUGGAUCGUCGAUUUGAUCGUCCAUGGAAGCUUAGAUUUUGCCAAUUUGACUUUUGGAGCAGAAGCCCACUACUCCUACCCACGUUUCGGCCAUCAUCUUCCUCCACAUUCUCACAAACGACGACGACGACGAUUUACUACACAUCGCAUCUAAUACCUUUUCUACACGCACAAUUCACUGCGGUUUCGAAGACUUUUCACUCGCCCCAAGUCAAAUCUGCCACUCAACCCACCUCCCGCCGUGCACGGCUGCUCCGAUUCACUUCCUCCGGCGCUUCCGCAGUCGGAAUUCAGCUCGCCCCGAGCUCUCAGUCGCCGAUAUUUCGAUCGGUUCCGUAUUUCUGGUUCUAUGGCUACGCCCAAGGAAGAGGGCGUCCAUGAGGGCUCUUCUGGAAAAUUGCAGGUGAAGCCGGAGCCUGAACCUGGGUUUCUUGAAUCGGAGACCGAAUACAAAGUGAGUGAUGGGCCGUUGUUGGCCGAGGGAGCUUCGGGUGAGCUUCGGAAGGGAGUGAGCCACGAAGUUGGAGCACAAGCAUCUGAAUCGAUAGAAAAGAAAGUUGGGGAUGUUGAUAAGCCUAAACUUGUGCCAUGUGAUUUGCAGCGGAGGGAGAGUAUUGUUAAUGGGAGCUCCUCUGCAUCUCAAUUGCACGAAGGAAAGAAUUCUCCUCCUGCAGUUCAAGGGAAAGAGGAUGAUGCUUCACAGUUUAGCCAAGUUUCUAUUGUACCCAAGGAGGAGACCAUUGACAAUGGGAACGGACAGAGAAAUGAUGAAAAGAAUUGUGUGGAAGAAUCUCUCGCUCUUUCUGUAAUUACUGACAAGGCUUCAGAUAAUCCACAGCCCUUACAAAGUGUCCUUGCUGCUCAUUCUAAUGAGCAAAGAAUAGCUUAUGAGGCUUAUCUCAAAUGGCAUGAAAAAGGUUUAGACAAAUUGCAGCCAAGGAGGAACCCCGAAAAUGGUGCUCAUGCAUCACAGUUUGAUCAAAGAAGUGUAAAAGCUGCUGAAAAACCAUCAGAAGAUGGAUACAAUUGGAGAAAGUAUGGACAGAAGCUUGUUAGAGGAAAUGAAUUUAUUCGGAGUUAUUAUAAGUGCACUCACACUGAUUGCACUGCAAAAAGACAAGUAGAGAGAUCUCAAGAUGGUCAUAUUACAGAUAUUAAUUACAUUGGUAACCAUGAACAUCCUAAACCUCAAAAUAACCCUCAGGUAUCUCCCAACGUCCAAGUAAGAAAAACAGAACUGCCUGUCGCAACUGCUUCUGAAGGCACACAAUCUGUUACACCUACGCCUGGGGGGAAGUGUGAAACUAAUGAGACAAAACAGACUCCACUAUCACAGGGUGUUGCAUCAGCUGAUGCAGACACAUUGGAUUCAGGUUCUCUGUCACAUAAUUUGCAGGAUGAGGAUGAUCAAAUCACUGGUCCAGAUUUGAAAAAGCAAAAGAAAUAUUUUUCCGGCUAUGAUGACAAUAAGUCUCAUGGGGAACCAAAGCAUGUUGUUCAGACUAUUAGCGAUGUGGAUAUUGUGAAUGAUGGCUACCGCUGGCGCAAGUAUGGACAGAAGUUUGUAAAGGGAAACCCAAACCCAAGAAGCUAUUACAGAUGCUCGAGCACAGGGUGUUUUGUGAAGAAACAUGUUGAGAGGGCUUCCCAUGAUCCCAGAAUGGUUAUCACAACAUAUGAGGGGAGCCAUAUCCAUGACAUGCCCCCUUGUAGGACUAUGACCCAGAACUCGGGCGAGGCUGAUACCACCAAUGCGACAAUGACAACAAGGGGAGAUUCAAGGACGGAAACUGGUGAAAACAAACACAUUGGCAGCCUUGACAUGAUUGUCCAUAUCGGGGCCCACUGAGGAAUGAUAAUAUGGAUGGAUGCAUGCAGUUCUUCACUCUGGUAAAAGAUAAAUUUACUUUCUUCUGGAGAUGGUUCUUGAUUUUUAUUUACCCCUCUUCUCUCUUUUGAUUGUCAUGAUUGCUCUCAACCAUUACUUUCCCAUAGAUUUAAUUAACCUCUUAGCUUGUGAGCUGAUAUGCAUUGUACAAAUUAAUAAUUAUUGACGACGAUGAACGAGCAACGUGUAGAUUGUCUAAUAUUUGACUUGAUACCUGAUGUCUUUGAUGUGAACAAAAAUGCUCUAGUGAU
Molecule: messenger RNA, 2186 nt
Organism: Cuscuta campestris
Lineage: Eukaryota; Viridiplantae; Streptophyta; Magnoliopsida; Solanales; Convolvulaceae
Source: the annotation of a GenBank genome assembly